Molecule: messenger RNA, 2353 nt
Organism: Macrobrachium nipponense
Lineage: Eukaryota; Metazoa; Arthropoda; Malacostraca; Decapoda; Palaemonidae
Product: lanC-like protein 3
Exons: 7
Coding region: 42-1172 (376 amino acids)
Biological process (GO): carbohydrate metabolic process; peptide modification
Cellular component (GO): plasma membrane
Source: RefSeq, a predicted model, not a curated record
ACGGUAGUGUUAACAGGGAGGGGUUGGCAUUACUGCCCUGGAUGUCAAAAGGGCCGAACUUCGCCGAAAAGUUAAGGCGGCUCUUUAGCGUCGGAAAACGGAAGUUGUCGUCGAUUGCAAUGGUCCCGAAGAGGUAUUUCUUGAACAAUCUGCCGGACUACGAAGCGGGAGACGAUGUCAGUCCCGAAAAGGACAAGUUGAAGAGCAAUGCCCUGGCGCUCGUCAAGACUAUCAGGGAACAAUGGCACAAGACGCCCCAGAACUGUGAUGGUGGCCUUUAUGUAGGUAUAUCAGGUGCAGCAUACAUGCUUUAUCGUUUGUCAAAAUCCCCCCACUUUGCUCAAGAGAAAGAUUUGCUUCUUCAAGAAGCUGUGGCAUAUCUCAAUUUAGCUCUGGAGUAUGCAAACUCAGUCAAGAAGCAUGGCCAGCUGGUGGACAGAGCUGCCUUUAUUUUGGGAAACACAGGCACAUACGCUGUUGCCGCAGUAGUUCAUAAAGCACUAGGUAAUAGUGGUAAAAGCGAAGAAUACCUUUCUGAAUUUGCACAUAUAGCUGCUGUUAUUACUCCUGUGAACUGGCUUUCUUGUGGGGGAGAUGAAUUACUUGUUGGUCGUGCAGGCUACCUGAGCGGUCUCCUCUGGUUGCGUUCAGAACUUGAAUGUGAGGUUUUAGAUGAGUCAUCCGUCAAUGCCAUUUUGGAUGCAAUGGUGCAGUCGGGUCAGCAGUAUUCCAGUGCACGUAAGAGUCCCAUACCACUGAUGUAUCAAUAUUACAAAACAGAAUACCUUGGAGCUGCUCAUGGUUUAGCAGGCAUACUUCUGAUGAUGUUGAGUUUCCCAACAUGGCUGGAGAGUAGGCCACAAGCGAAUGAUUUGUUAAGAAAAAGUGUAGAUGCACUUCUAACCUUGCAAACUUCAUCUGGAAACUUCCCUUGUGCUAUGGAUGAACUUGAUGGUAGUCGUCCGCCCGAGGAAGAGCUGGUUCACUGGUGCCAUGGUGCUCCAGGUACAAUAUAUCUCUUAGCAAAAGCCUAUAUGAUAUAUAAGGACAAGAAAUAUUUAGACUCUUGUUUGAAAUGUGGUGAAAUCACAUGGCAUAAAGGACUGUUGAGAAAGGGUCCAGUUUACCAAUCAUUUAUGCCGGAGUUACACCUUGGUGAUUCAAGACCGUGACCAUCGCAACGGCUGGAUUUGGUGAUCUAUCAGCAUCAUUUGUGGGCCUUGGACCACACACACACACACAAAUUAGUCAGCUGAUUAGGACACCAUGACGUCAUAAGCAAUGAAUCAUUUACGACAGUCUUUCACACGUUGAGAUGAGAUCGUGUAUUUAAGUAGUCGUAUGCACCAGGUGCAAAUAAUUGAGGCUGUGCCCAAAUUUAACGUUUUUACUGGACGGUGAUGUCCGCGAAGUCAUUAGGAUUCACAACAGUUUAAUUGCAAUUUACAUACGCUACUGUCAUGUGUCUUGACCAUGGAUGCCACCAUAAUAUUAAAGGUAUAUCAACAAUACUGAGAAUCUUUAAUCCAAUAUGUAAUUUACUAAAACCAGAAAAUGUCUUUUAUCUCUUGCUUCAGAAUAUUGUAAUAAAUUAUAUUUUAUUGCGUUAACAGCCGACUGACUUGUUUGUAUAAAAGAAAAAAAGUUUAAAAACUGUAAAUUCUUGAAAAUACUGAGAAUCUUUUUUUUUUCCCACAUUCCCACAAAUAUAUUUACAUAUUCUUUACCAAUUCAGAGACUUAUUUUGUCUUUUUUGAAAAUAUUGGAGUUGGUUUCUAGUUGAGGAAAUUGUUGCAAAAAAAAUUAGUGUACACAACAUUUUGAUUUUUAAAUAAAAUAAAAAAAUUACUAAUCUUAAGAUUUCUUAAGAUUGAAAAUGUGCAUUAGGCUUUAUAUAAAACCAAGCACUGGGACUCAAAGGGUCAUUCAGCACUAUGAGAAUGAAAAUUGAAAUUACAUAAAUACAUUAUGAGGAAUAAACACUAUAGAGGUUACUGUUAAAAAUGGUAAAAAUGACAUUUAUAUCAAAUUAUUUCAUGAAAAUCACAAGACGAGUGGGAAGACAAGUAUAGCUCGCAGAUGUGGUUUUAGAUCAUGCCAAUUGAUAGUGCCUUGCAUGCAACUGCAUCGUAGUGGCACCGUAAGUGAAUUUUCAGGUGUUGAGAUGGUCGCAGUCUUGAAUUGUCAAUGUGCACCUCGGGCAUUACUUUUAACCUAAUAGCCAGUACUUGGAUAAAUAUGAAACAGUGGUUUAUAUGCACUGAAAGUUUUGUUCAUUAUUAAACAUUAUUUUGGAGUAGAUAAAAGACUACUCCGUGAUAAGGUAAAAGAUCAAUUAGGGAUUUAUGAUCAU